AUGAGUCGUCAUAAUCGUGGUUCCCCAUAUUACCAUAACCAGCCACCCGUCGUUCGACGUCAUCACCAACAACAACUUCCAGAAGAGAGAGACGAACCGAUAGACGUUCCGAAUGCAAUCGCCACAAUGCCAGUGAGGAUUACGGGAUACCGCCCACUAGAGCCCGCGUCCGCCCUUCAAUCCAUCGCAGCCAGCAACUGUUUGAUGGUUGUUCAGUGUUUGGAACCAAUUGAGAUGAUGACUGGAAUUGAGACUCCGAAUCGGUAUAUUGUGCAUGAUAUGUUUAUGAGACGGAUCCUCUACGCCCACGAGGAAUCCGACUACUGGGAUCGCUCCUGCGACCGAAAUCGUCGCAGCUUCGACCUCCACAUGUUUGAUAACCGUCGCCAACGGAUCAUGAGCUCUUCCCGUUACGGUGGUGGUAGUUGUACCUGCUCUCCGGAUGUCUUGGAGACAUGGCAUCGUGGGAAUUCUAUUGGAUUACUGUCACGUGACAUGUUUGACUAUAGAUUCUACCUCCGCGUCGCCGGGUGUCCCACUGAAUUCUGUAUCGUCGCACCGGACAGUGCUCAGAGUAAUCCGGCAUGUCGGACUCGUCACACACUCCCAUUCCCGAUAUACGUCCAGGGAGGUGCUAAGGUUGGAGAGAUUGUUCGUCUGGAUCCGGGGUAUUUGGAAUGGGUUAGCGAUGCGGAUACAUAUAUGAUUCAUUUUCCUGUCGAUAUGCCUGUCAUCAUCAAAAUGCUUCUACUCCAAGCUACGUUUCUCAUCGAUUUCACUUAUUUUGAGGAUCGUGGACAACAGGGAAACGGAGCGGUGGUUUAUUAUUAG
Messenger RNA from Caenorhabditis remanei, 831 nucleotides. RefSeq lists its product as uncharacterized. Bases 1 to 831 code for a protein of 276 amino acids. NCBI's taxonomy places the organism in Eukaryota, Metazoa, Nematoda, Chromadorea, Rhabditida, Rhabditidae. Gene Ontology annotation, cellular component: plasma membrane. The transcript has 5 exons. Gene Ontology annotation, biological process: plasma membrane phospholipid scrambling. The record is from RefSeq and is a predicted model, not a curated record. Gene Ontology annotation, molecular function: phospholipid scramblase activity.